CAUACGAAUUUGCUCGGUUUUGUCUUCUCUUAAAAACCAGCUUCUUUAAUUAACAUUUACACACUACUACAAUACACUUUAAUAAGAGUCCAAAACCAAAUUCGAAUCCAAGGCAGACCGGAAAAAAUUGCCAAAUUGAAUAGAAGCGACGAAGUUAGCUUCCAAUUCGGUUUAGUCUACUCAAUAACCAAAAGAAAUUAAACCGAACAAACCGACUCUCUCAUUGCUAUAAAGCAACUCAAAAACAAAUUCAUCAGCAUUUCUCUUUGAACAUUUCCUCCAAUCUUAGUCCAAAAGCAAUAAUGGAUUCAGAAAUAGAUGUCGACAACUCUCCAGCUUACCGAGUCUACAAGAGUGGCCGCAUCGAGCGUCUCUCAGGAGAAACAUUCAAACCACCUUCUCCCCUAACCCCCGAAAACGGCGUCGUUUCCAAAGACACACUCUUCUCCCCGGAGCACAACCUCUCCGUCCGCAUAUUCCUCCCGGAGAAAGCCUCCGCCGCCACCGGUGAAAAGCUGCCACUCCUCGUCUACUUCCACGGCGGAGGCUUCGUCAUCGAAACCGCGUUUUCACCGACUUACCAUACCUUCCUCACCACAACCGCCGCCACCGCCGACUGCUUAGCCGUCUCCGUCGACUACCGCCGCGCGCCGGAGUUUCCGAUUCCGGUCCCGUACGAAGACUCGUGGGACGCUCUCAAAUGGGUGCUCUCUCAUAUCUCCGGAGCCGGACCGGAACAGUGGAUAAACAAACACGCCGACUUCGGGAAACUGUUCCUCGCCGGAGACAGCGCCGGCGGAAACAUCUCUCAUCAUCUCGCGACGCGUGCGAAGCGAGAGGGGAUAGACUCGGUCAUCUCCGGCGUCGUCUUGAUCCAUCCCUACUUCUGGGGGAAAGCUCCGGUGGACGAGUUCGAGACGAGAGACGAGAGGAAGAGGAAAGGUGUUGAAGCGCGUUGGAGAGUGGCGAGUCCGAAUAGUGAAGAAGGAGUGGAUGAUCCGUUGUUUAACGUGGUGGGGUCCGAGUCGGUGGAUAUAUCCGGGUUAGGUUGCGGGCGGGUUCUUGUGGUGGUGGCGGGGGAUGACACGUUUGCGAGACAAGGUUUGGGUUACGUGGCGAAGCUGGAGAAGAGUGGGUGGGAAGGGGAAGUUGAGGUGAUGGAGAUUAAAGACGAAGGUCAUGUUCAUCAUUUGAAGAGUCCUGAUACUGAUAAUGCUCGUAAAGUGGUGAACAAAGUUGCAGAGUUUAUUCAAAAGUAAGAUUGUUGUACUAUUGAUUUUAUAUUUUUAUAUGAUGAUUAUGAAUAAAUUUGAUGCUUAUCAGUUUAGUAUUAAACUAUGAGCACUAUACACUAGUUGUUUAGAACAUCCCCAUUAGAGAUUCACUUCCCAAACUCUCA
Molecule: messenger RNA, 1399 nt
Organism: Brassica rapa (field mustard)
Lineage: Eukaryota; Viridiplantae; Streptophyta; Magnoliopsida; Brassicales; Brassicaceae
Product: probable carboxylesterase 7
Molecular function (GO): hydrolase activity
Source: RefSeq, a predicted model, not a curated record